AUGGCGGAAGCAUACCAGAAAGAGUUCUUCAACGUUUCGUUUCCAGUGGAAUAUGUUGCGCAUGUCGAAAUUAAUCGACCGGAGAAGCUGAAUGCUUUCAAGGAGAUCAUGUGGCUAAACCUCUCCGCCAUCUUCCGCCAACUCUCCCACGACCCCUCCGUCCGCGCCGUCAUCCUGACCGGCGCCGGCGACCGCGCCUUCACAGCGGGCCUAGACGUGCAAGCCGCCUCAGAAGGCGGUGCCUUGUCUUCAUCCGGCCCCGACCAGGAUUCCGCCCGUAAGGCCAACGCCCUCCGCCGACACAUCCUAGAAUUCCAAUCCUGCAUCACCGACAUUGAGAAAUGCGAGAAGCCUGUUAUCGCCGUUCUCCACGGCGUAUCCUUCGGCCUAGCGCUGGAUAUGAGUCUAGCAUGCGACAUCCGUAUCUCAACCACUACUACUAAGUUCUCUGUAAAGGAAGUCGACAUCGGUCUCGCCGCAGACAUUGGCACUUUGUCGCGUCUCCCUCACUCCGUCGGAAACUUGUCCUGGGUGAAAGACAUCGCGCUCUCCGCACGUAUCUUCGGGUCGGAUGAAGCGCUGCAGCACGGCCUUGUGUCGUCAGUGUACAAAAAUAAGGCAGAAGCGGUUGCGCAGGCAACGAAAUUGGCGACACUGAUUGCGAGCAAGUCACCCGUGGCGGUGUUGGGGACAAAGGAGAUUAUCAAUUACUCAAGGGAUAGGCCGAUUAGUGAGGGGUUGAACUACACGGCUGUGUGGAAUGCGGCGAUGUUGCAGACACAGGAUGUCAAGGAUGCUAUGAUGAGUGGGUUGAAGAAGACGACACCCAAGUUUAGUAAACUGUAG
Messenger RNA from Alternaria atra, 846 nucleotides. RefSeq lists its product as uncharacterized. Bases 1 to 846 code for a protein of 281 amino acids. NCBI's taxonomy places the organism in Eukaryota, Fungi, Ascomycota, Dothideomycetes, Pleosporales, Pleosporaceae. The record is from RefSeq and is a predicted model, not a curated record. The transcript is spliced from 2 exons. Gene Ontology annotation, cellular component: mitochondrion. Gene Ontology annotation, molecular function: delta(3,5)-delta(2,4)-dienoyl-CoA isomerase activity.